Vanessa atalanta (red admiral) is the source of this 946-nucleotide messenger RNA. Its product is annotated as spidroin-1-like. Bases 65 to 946 code for a protein of 293 amino acids. The transcript is spliced from 3 exons. NCBI's taxonomy places the organism in Eukaryota, Metazoa, Arthropoda, Insecta, Lepidoptera, Nymphalidae. The record is from RefSeq and is a predicted model, not a curated record.
UGUGGCAAUAGUCAUACAAUUCUAACGAUUUAAUCGAGUAGGGUCAGCAGCGGAAUAAAAAAAUAUGUCUCCACUUACGGUUCUCGUUGUCAUCGCCUUGGCGUGUAAUGUGCUUGGCAGUAGUAUAAGACAAGGAAGAUCCGCUGCAGACUCCAGUGCCGCGCAAAGUGGUUAUGGUGGAGCUAUAAUAGCUGGCCCUGCUGUUGCCUCAGGCUAUGAAAUUGGCUCUGCGGCGGCAGCCAUUUCUGGUGGAUCCGGUAUAAUUGUCGGUAGCGGACAAGGUUUAGCCUCAGGACCUGGUAGCAGUGCACCUUUAAAUAACGCAGCUGCUUAUGGUGCUGCUCAGCUUAGCGCUAUUCAAAACGCCCAAGCCGUGCAAGUAACUCAAAUUGCAAAUGCUGCUGCUGCUGCAAUCCAAGGUGCGCGUGUUGCCGAGGUUGCUGCAAGAGCCGGCCAAGCAAAUGCUAUCCAAAGAGCUCAAGCGUUAGAUAGUGCUCGUCUUGCUUAUAUUCAAAGAGCUCGUGCUGCUGCCUAUGAAAAUGCACGUGCUGUUGAUGCUGCCAGGCGUGCUGCUGCAGCUGCAGCUAUUGAAGUUGCUCGUGCUGUUGAAGCUGAACGCAUAGCUAAUGCUGCCCGUGUCCACGCUGUUGCUAUCGCAAACACUCGUGCAGUUGAAGCUGCCCGUAUUUCUAACGCUGCUAGAUCUCAGGCUGCUGCUGUUGCUACUAGUGCCGCUCAGGCGCAAGCCGUUGCAGAUGCUGUUGCUAGAAAUACUCAGGAUGGUGGACUUCUGCUCGGAGGAGCUGGUCUAGGUAACGGUGGUGGAGCAGUUGUUGCUGCUGCUCCCAUUGCUGUCGCUCCAGUCGCAACCGCGCAAAUAGCAAUUGGAGGAUACGGCCUUGGAGGUUAUGGAAACUAUGGAUACGGCGGAAAGGGCCAUCACUAA